Sipha flava (yellow sugarcane aphid) is the source of this 1238-nucleotide messenger RNA. RefSeq lists its product as uncharacterized. The coding region runs from base 183 to 803 and encodes 206 amino acids. The transcript is spliced from 3 exons. The record is from RefSeq and is a predicted model, not a curated record. NCBI's taxonomy places the organism in Eukaryota, Metazoa, Arthropoda, Insecta, Hemiptera, Aphididae.
ACUUAUAUGUACCAUUCUUGAGGGAUGCAAUCAGUGAAAGAAGUCUUGAUCAUACAAUUACAACAUCGUCAGUUCUAAGCAUUUAUAACAGUGAAAUAAUUAGUUCCCAGAUUAAGUUCGUAAUUAUUGAUUUUGAAUUUGUCAACAUCAAUAAGCACGACUUACUACUUGUAUCGGGGUCAAUGUGUCAUAGUUUGGACAAAUAUAGGCCAGUCAAGAUGCAAGGGAGACCGAUCAUACUAACAGGAGACAAUAAGUUGAGGAUGUUCAAUAAAAAGAAUCUGAACACCCUGAAACAGUAUUUAAAAGGAAUUUUCCGAAAGAAACCAGACGUGUUGAAACCUUUAUUGGGGCAAAUUGAUAUUAGUAUCAAUCACCAGGGGGCAACUAGUCUUGGUUCGGCGUUCAUUUCUAAAUACCUGUUUUCGGACAAUACUCAACCGAUUAUUGUCACCUGUAGUGGAACUAUGGAUGUAAAAAUAAUAAAAAAAUUAAGGAUACCAGGAAUAAAAAAUUUUUUAGAUAUAAGUACUUAUAGCGAUAACAAUGAUAAUAAUUUUAGUUUAAAAUUAAUAGAUGUAAGUAAUAAUAAAUUGUUACACUCAGUUAACAUAGGGCAUGUGCAAAAGAACGGGAGAAUGUUAAAUCUAAAGGAGACCCAUGAUAUGUUAUGCAAAAAAGGGCAUGAAGUAACAUAUUGCCAUGACCCUAUGACUGAUGUAACGUAUACUAAAUGUAUUUUUAAUUAUUUAAUAAAAAUAAUAAGCCCAAGUAAGUUAUUUAGGAUAUGCAAAAAAACGUAAUAAUAUAUAUAUAUAUAUAUAUAUAUAGUAAACAAAUAAAAUAAUAAUUAUAGUAAAUAAUAAUAAAAAAAAAUUAUUACAGAAAAAGUAAAAAAGAAGUAGGAACGGCAACAAUAAUACAUUAUCAAAGCCCUCCGGAGAUAUUUUAUGACGACACUGAUGAAGUUAGGGAAAAAUUGAUAAAAGAGGCAUAUGUAAAAAUUAAAUGGUUUGAGGAUUCAUAUCCAAGUGAUAUGAAUGCCGAAAGAGGAAGGUUGAAAGAGGAAUGGGAGGAUUACAUAAGCAAAAUGGAAGCUUGGGAGGGUUACAUAAGUAGAAUGGAAACAUUAGAACCCUACGAAUCAGAAGAGGAAUGGUAGAAUAUAAAUUUUAAAUAAGAAUAUAAAUUCUUAAUUAAUUCUCAAAAAUAAUGCAUAAAUACUAACCAAAUACUAA